This is a messenger RNA of Funneliformis mosseae, 408 nucleotides long. Lineage: Eukaryota; Fungi; Glomeromycota; Glomeromycetes; Glomerales; Glomeraceae. The record is from the annotation of a GenBank genome assembly.
AUGUUAACAGUACCAGCAACGCUUAAUCUUUUGUUUGUACUUGGAAUUAUGAUGCGACAAAAUCAACAAACUAAUAAAAGGGAUUUUAGGGAUUGGUUAAAGAAAAAUAUCAUUAUGAUAACAAUAAUCACAAUAUUAUCGAUGGUAGAUAUAAUGAUUAUGAAAUUACUCUUAGAUAUUACUUUAUUUAAUCCUGAAGUAAGAAAAUGGAUACUCGGGGCCGGAAUAUUCAAUAGCAUUAAAAAAAUAUCUCAAUUUGUUAUUCUUAUACUAUAUAUCAAGGAAUUAGGAUCAGAUACGUUAUUAAUAUCGACACUAAUUACAAGCAUUGCAAGUUUAUUAUUCAGUAUCAUCUAUGAAAUAUAUGAACAUAUAUCAUCUUAUUCAGAAGUAUCUCAUAUUCCUUAG